UUUGGAAGGGUACAGGCAGGAAAGCGUUAACGGGGAAGCAGGGACUGGCCGAGACCUCUCGACUGGGCUGUUGAUGGGAAUGGGGGGCACUCUCAACUUGGGUCCCGAGGUUUCUUCCUGGGCUUCAUGAGGGGUCUUGAAGAGUAAGGGGCAGUAAAGCUGUGAUGUUACUGCAGGAAGGGAGUAGGGUGUUAUCCAGACGCGGAAGGGUUAAUGGGAGUUGUCCUUGAUGACUGGAGGGGUAGGGGCCCCUCCUCCCACCAGAGGAAACCCGGGGUCUGCCAUUGGGAGUGUGGAGGCAGAGUUCAGAGGUGCAGCCAUCUGUAAAGAGACCUGAACUGGGCAUGAAGGGUCAGGCACCCCUGGGCAGAGGGUGAGAUAAAGCCAGGGGCAGUUGGGGAAGGGGGCUCUUUCAGAAGAAGAUGCCAGUGAGAGAGAGUGCCCUGACUGGUAGACAUCCACACGGAAGGAGCUGGACCCAGCUGCCCCAGUGGACAAGGACACUUGAAGAUCAAAUCUGUUCCGGCCUGGCAGUCUGUCCCCAUUCGGACAAGGGCCCCACACACCGUGACGUGGAUUCAAGCCACCUGUACCUCCCUUGGCUGCCCCAGGGCUGCUAGGAUCCAGCAAUGCCUGUGAGAAAACCUCCUUCACCUUCCUCAGGCAGGAGUUGCCUGUGCGCCUGGCUAACAUCAUGAAAGAGAUCAACCUGCUUCCCGACCGGGUGCUCAGCACACCCUCUGUGCAGCUGGUGCAGAGCUGGUAUGUCCAGAGCCUCCUGGACAUCAUGGAGUUCCUGGACAAGGACCCUGAGGACCAUCGCACCCUGAAUCAGUUCACGGACGCCCUGGUCACCAUCCGGAACCGGCACAAUGACGUGGUACCCACCAUGGCACAAGGUGUGCUUGAGUACAAGGACACUUACGGCGAUGACCCCGUCUCCAACCAGAACAUCCAGUACUUCCUGGACCGCUUCUACCUCAGCCGUAUCUCCAUCCGCAUGCUCAUCAACCAGCACACCCUCAUCUUUGAUGGCAGCACCAACCCAGCCCACCCCAAACACAUCGGCAGCAUCGACCCCAACUGCAACGUCUCUGAGGUAAUCAAAGAUGCCUAUGACAUGGCUAAGCUCCUGUGUGACAAGUAUUACAUGGCCUCACCUAACCUGGAGAUCGAGGAGCUCAAUGCCUUGACUUUCCCUGCAGCAGCCAACUCCAAACAGCCGAUUCACAUGGUCUACGUCCCCUCUCACCUCUACCACAUGCUCUUUGAGCUCUUCAAGAAUGCUAUGCGGGCGACUGUGGAAAGCCAUGAGUCCAGCCUUGUUCUCCCACCCAUCAAGGUCAUGGUGGCCUUGGGCGAGGAAGAUCUGUCCAUCAAGAUGAGUGACCGAGGUGGGGGUGUUCCCUUGAGGAAGAUCGAGCGACUCUUCAGCUAUAUGUACUCCACAGCACCCACCCCCCAGCCUGGCACUGGGGGGACCCCGUUGGCUGGCUUUGGCUACGGGCUCCCCAUUUCCCGCCUCUACGCCAAGUAUUUCCAGGGAGACCUGCAGCUCUUCUCCAUGGAAGGCUUUGGGACCGACGCUGUCAUCUAUCUCAAGGCCCUGUCCACCGACUCAGUGGAGCGCCUGCCCGUCUACAACAAGUCAGCCUGGCGCCACUACCAGACCAUCCAGGAGGCCGGUGACUGGUGUGUGCCCAGCACCGAACCUAAGAACACAUCCACAUACCGCGUCAGCUAAGGGCCACGUGCAUCUGCACCUGAGAGGAUGGACCAGCCACCGUGGUGCCCCUCCCCAUCUUCCUGGGGUAGCAGGGGGUGGGUUCUCCCUGAUGACCAGGCUCUGUCUCUAUGGAAGUCACUGUGGUGAUAUCUGUGAUGGUCCCUAAGUGCCAGUCCAUCUCCGUGGAGACCCCUCAGUGGCUUCCCCAUCUCUGUGGGUGAUGCCUGAGGGUUGGGGAUGUCUCCACCCUGAUGGGGUAUCCCAGAGACAUUUUCCCAUGGCAGUCCUCCUCUCUGAGGUCAGGGCUGUCACUUUCUGCCAGGGGUCCACACCCUCUGCAGCCCAGGCCUUCCAAGUGGAUGCCCUGUUGGCCUUACUCCCCCAGCCCACAGAGGCACCGUGGCCUUGGCCUGUUGAAGUGUUAGGAAGAGGCAGGGUGCCCUCCAGACCUGGGGACUGAGUGGGGAAUGAGGCUUGUCCUGCAGCCUCUCACUCCACUUGGGGCUUUAAGGUCAAGGUUGGUGGGGGAGGGGUGGUUCUAACAGGGUCCACCCCUAAAGUGGACGGACCUUGUUAGACCCAGAGGUUGCCACCCAGAAGUUGCUCGAGGCCCUGCAGCGGCCUUGGCAAUGUUUGUGCCACCUCCCAAGCCCUCCCAGCAUGUCCUCACAUCCUCCUGCCCACCCACCCUCCGAAAGCCCAGUCCGUCCUGCCUGAGCCCUAGCCGCCAGCCCCCACUGUGCCCAGACACAUGUGCUCAGGGUGGCUUUCUCCCUAGGACCUCUGUGUGUAUAGCUAGUUUUAUAACCCUGAAUGCCCCCACCCUUCCCCUUAGCACACGGGGGUUAAAGCUGUGUGUUAUGUCCCUCCCAGUGGCUGUGGCAGUGACACCCACACCCCCAGUAAAGAGGAAACUGACUAAGA
Callithrix jacchus (white-tufted-ear marmoset) is the source of this 2650-nucleotide messenger RNA. RefSeq names its product pyruvate dehydrogenase kinase 2 (gene PDK2). Gene Ontology annotation, cellular component: mitochondrion. Gene Ontology annotation, molecular function: pyruvate dehydrogenase (acetyl-transferring) kinase activity. The record is from RefSeq and is a predicted model, not a curated record. Gene Ontology annotation, biological process: protein phosphorylation; regulation of glucose metabolic process. Lineage: Eukaryota; Metazoa; Chordata; Mammalia; Primates; Cebidae.